AUGGCGACGACGGAAGCAGCCUGCGAUGCCACUCCAACCUUGGUUCACAGAGAAGACCAACUCCCCUUUCAGCCGCUUACGAUCACUUCAGCAUCGAGCAUCUGCCAUCGCAUACAAGACGAUAAAGGCGACAAGGUGCACAUAGACCAUCUGAGAGAGAUGUUCGUUUCCAUGGAGAUGAAGCUAGUGGAUGUCUGGGAGAACAAGGUAUUGGCUGGAAUUAAGAUACGGGUAUGCUACGAGAACAUCGUGGAUGACACCAGCAACCAUGACGUGGGCUACUGCUUCUUGUCCGACCGCAGGAAUGCCUGUUUCGCAGACCGCGACCGCUUCCUCAAGGCCAUCAUCGUGAUCAAGAGGUCUUUGACCGGUUCGCUGUCAUACGUCAAGGACAGUUGGUAUGGAAACAGGGGCGCCCUGCAGAUGUGGCUGAGAGAUUAUGCAGAGUUUCAAAAGGACCUCGCCCUGACCAGGCCCUUUGCUGAAGUUGCCGCCUACAUCUGCUACCCAGACAAGCCAUCAAUCAAAGACUUAGAAAGUGUGGAGAAGAUUGGCUUCCCUCUGGGCGUCAACUCAUGGCGUCACAUCAGCACCGCCUUCAAACGCAAGCUUGAGGCUCUUCAAGCAGGACACAGCAGGGCGACAGAGAACCGCAUAUAUGGUCUCAGUCCAGAUGCACUGGCAAGUGGGGCAGAGGAUCUUCUGCCUCUAUUCCUUCAAGCCAGCAACAACUGGCAGCUCUGA
Molecule: messenger RNA, 744 nt
Organism: Suillus subalutaceus
Lineage: Eukaryota; Fungi; Basidiomycota; Agaricomycetes; Boletales; Suillaceae
Exons: 5
Coding region: 1-744 (247 amino acids)
Source: RefSeq, a predicted model, not a curated record